GGGAGAGGGAGAGGGAGCGGGCGAGCCGGCCGGCCUCCGCGCCUGGGCGGCGUGACCCUCCCGGGAGGCGGGGUGGAGAUCCGGGGUCCCGGGCCCGCCGCGCCGCACACGUGCCCGGGGGCCCGCGGGCGCCGCCUUCCCGCGCUUUGCCUGGGAUUCCAUGGAGACUCGGGCCCCGCCGCCUCCUGCGCGCAGUGGUCACGUCCCGGGAAAGGUUGCCCUCAUUUGCCCGGUCGUAGUGUCAUGCCGGCACCGCGCCGGGCAGGGAGGGCGGAGGCGCUUAUGAAUGGGAGACCCUCGCAGGUUGUUGUGGCAGAGUCAGCGAACGUUUAGGGCCGGGAAGACAACAAAGUUGGAAGUUGUCUCCUUAAGCUGACCCUUGUGCGGAUCGGGAUCCCGAGCCCCGGAGCAGGAGCUCCCGAGCCAGCUGCUGAGCGGCGAGACUGGUUUGCAUCCCAGCGCCCGUGGGCCCCACCAGCUCUGGGCGCUCGGAUGGCGGGCGCCAGCUUCGGCCUUGAAGCUGGAAUCUUCCCGGAGCAAUUCGUGUUACCUAGUGGGGAAUGCGGCCUCCUCGGAUUCUCCCACACGAUAAGUUAAUUUCCCGAAGGAAUGAAAAAGAUACAUGGUCUGCGUUGUUUCGUUUGGAGUUUGACUCCGGUGUAGUUUGAAGGAAGGGUAAAGGGACGCUGAAAGGAUUCCGUUUUUCUCUUCCAGUUGGUACGAAGGCUCACGAAUCAGUUUAAUUAACUCAACUUGAUCAGUCUGGCUGCCUCCACGCCCCAUUGCCUCCUUCAAGCCAAAGCUACGCGUAAUUUGAAACAGAUGCCCCUUCUGAGUUAAUCUGUUAAGACUGUUUGUUAACUGUUCUAAUAAUUCUACAAGUAGUUAUUUGUAGGAGUUGAUGUGUUUGUUUGACUUGCCUAAAAGGGUCGAAUCUAAAAGGGUUGAAUUCGCAUUGAUGACACAGUACCAUCUGCUGUGCCUCUUCUAAGAAAGAAAUGUCCACCCCCGCCAAGGGAAUGGGCUGCAUUGGAUGUGACCUGUCUGUGACUCCUUUCCCCCCUUGUCUCCAUUUUCCUCUAAAAUGCAGGGUUGGGUGUUUUGUUUUCUCUUUUUGGCCAGGUGGGAAUACUCUGCUUGAUAGAACAGACCCAAAAGGCAAGACUUGAGUUGAAUCCUGUCUCUGCCACGGACUUGUUGUAUGACCUUGGACAAGUCCUUGUCUUCCUCUGGACUCAGUUUUCCAUCUGGAAAAGGAAGAGAUUGGGUUAGGACCCUGAUAUCCUUCUCUAGAUACUGGAUGGUCACCGUCUUAUCAACCUUAGUAAUUGGUACUGCCUCUCCAGGUCUAUCAGUAACAUAAAGUCAGUGUUUUGUACAUCUAAUUGUAUGUCUAAUUUUAGUUGCUUUAUUAAGUAGUGUUCUUGUGCUGUUGCUGGUUUUAACAUUUUUUGUAAAGAUUCUUGGUGUCUAGUCAUUGACAACAUGCUUCAAGUGGUUAAAAAACUUCUUGGUGGCUAAAAUUAUUCUCCGCUGCUGCUGAUUAGGAAGAUGUUGGUAUUCAUUGGUCAUCCAGCCUGCCCACCCCCUCCUCUGAGAGGUGUCCUGACUGGGAUCACACAGGUCUUCAGUGUGAUGGAUAAAAAGCAUUCCUUGUUAUUCAGGCGUUAAGUCAGUGACAUAGCUUGAAAAUCAUACAGAAUUGGUUUCUGUAUUGGUUAUUUUAAUAUUCUAUGUGAAUGAAACACCUCUCCUUUUCUAGUCAAUAUUAAUUAAGUCCAUGCCUUGCCAAUGGUUGAUUUUUGUCUAAAGUAGAGGAGUAGACCCUGGUUUUCCCAAACUUCUAGGCUCCAGCUCAAACCUACUGAAUCAACAUUUCCAGGAGAGCAGCCUGGUUAUUGGAAUGUUUAACAAGUGUCCCAGGUGAUUCUUAUCAAGCAAAUUAGGGGCGCAAUGGACCCAGGGGUUGCUUCUCAAAGUAUGGUUAAUAGCCAGGCAUUUUAUCAACUUCACCUGGGAGCAGGUGAAGGCAGGCAGCAUUUCUGGUCCCACUUGAAGCCAAUCACAUCAGAAUCGGCCUUUUAACAAGGUCCCCAGGUGAUUCGUGUGCAUGUUUAUGGUUGAGAAGUUCUGGAAGGCCUAUGAUGAUAGUAAUGUUUGGUGCUGUGCUUUGUAGUUGUUCUAAGACCUCCUGGUGUGUGUUCACAGUUCAUCGUCGUAUUUGUCCGAUGUGGCUGUUUGAUUGCCCUCGUAUUAUAAUGAUAGUACUUUUAUUUUUCACCUUGUAUAGACGGGAACCUCCAGCUUUAGGGGCCCAAAGGGCCACCAUACCAGUGGCAGAGCAAGCAUUCAGACCCAGGCGUGUGUCACUUGGCCGAGCUCCUAACCCAUUCCUUUCCAGGCUACUGUUUUGUGACCUUCUCUUAGGGUCUCAGGCCGCUGUCUGAAUUUGGAACAGAACCCAGUGGAUUGAUGGUUUAACUUAGGCCUCUGAAAAACUGGUUUGAUGGGGCUUGGGAUGUGCGGUUGGCUUGCUUAUUGGCUUUCGUUUCUUGAGGGUUUCAGAAAGGUUGGUUGAAGUGCCCUCACCUGUGGCUGUAGCAGUGCUACGUGAGCAAGGUUUUUGGUCUGCGUGCUUUUCAUGGGGAGGUGGUGGGCAGGGAGAAGGGGAGGCGGAUCACUAAACUGCUCUGACAGCUCGAGCCCCCUCCUUUGGAGCAACGUAGAGACAGUUUCCCGGUUCCCUGAAGUUCAAGUCCAGUAGCUAGGCAGCAGGCCUAGAGAAAGGGGGGCUGCGGAGGCCCGACUGAUGGUGAACUCUUGCCUCCUUCUAGGAAUAUGAGGUGCCCAUUGUAAGCUCGUGAGAGUUGCCCUCCGCGGAACCCAGCAGAGGAGUGGGCAAACAUGAAAUCCAAUCCUGCCAUCCAAGCUGCCAUUGACCUUACGGCGGGGGCCGCAGGGGGCACAGCAUGUGUACUCACCGGGCAGCCCUUCGACACCAUGAAGGUGAAGAUGCAGACGUUCCCCGACCUGUACAGGGGCCUCACCGACUGCUGCCUGAAGACCUACUCCCAGGUGGGCUUCCGGGGCUUCUACAAGGGGACCAGCCCAGCGCUGAUUGCCAACAUCGCCGAGAACUCCGUCCUCUUCAUGUGCUACGGAUUCUGCCAGCAGGUGGUACGGAAAGUGGUUGGAUUGGAAAAGCAGGCGAAGCUGAGCACAGUUUGGUCUGUCGUGAAGAGUAUCCUUAGGAAGGACGGCCCCUUGGGCUUCUACCAUGGACUCUCGAGCACUUUACUUCGAGAAGUACCGGGCUACUUCUUCUUCUUCGGUGGCUAUGAGCUGAGCCGAUCGUUUUUUGCAUCGGGGAGAUCAAAAGAUGAACUAGGCCCUGUCCCUUUGAUGUUAAGUGGUGGAUUUGGUGGAAUCUGCCUCUGGCUUGCUGUUUACCCAGUGGAUUGUAUCAAAUCCAGAAUUCAAGUUCUCUCCAUGUCUGGAAAGCAGGCAGGAUUUAUUGGAACUUUCAUAAGCAUCGUGAAAAAUGAAGGAAUAACGGCCUUAUAUUCUGGACUGAAACCUACCAUGAUUCGCGCGUUCCCUGCCAACGGGGCACUCUUUUUGGCCUAUGAAUACAGCAGGAAGUUGAUGAUGAGCCAGUUUGAAGCAUACUGAAGUGUUCUGGCAAACCUUGAUCAAAGUGAAGCUGUUUGAGGACUGCAGUUCUCAGGGUUUCAAGGAGUACAAGACCAAUGUGGAAUUUUUUGAUUUUGUGGGAAAUUUUUUUUUGUCUUCCAUUUUUCUACCUUCUACCUUAAACUUUAUAGAAGAGCUUCUCUUUUCUAUUAUAUAAUUUCUGCCCAUAAUUGUAGUGAAGUGGAAAAGUUGCUGCUCUUGUCCUUGGUGGGACAUACAGGGUGGGCUGCUGGCCCGAGGUACCUAAUCUGAAAGGCUAAGUAGAGCUAUCUUAAGGGCUUUUGCGUAAACCUGUAUGUGUACAUGCGGUUUAGGUGGUUGUGUUGUGAGUGAAGCACAAUUUAGUUCCAUGUUUAAUCUCAGAUCUCACUAGAAAAAACCAGAGGUAACCAUGUUUCAGGAGGAUGGUUAUAAAUGCUUCAUCCAUGCUAGAUGUGGGUCUCUUUUAAAAUCUACUUAGCACAUACCCUGUAAUAAGUGGUUAAAGUUUUUAAAAAGUUUUCCUGUGGUGCUUGAAAACUAAGGCGUCCGUCUAGAUUCUAAAGAGGAGAAUAUAUCUGCAUAGUGGUGUGGCUUCCAUGUUCUUGAUUUCAGUUUCAGAGUAAGCAUCCUGGAUUUUCCCAAGGUGCUCCUCUGUGGAAACAGUGCCACCCAUCUUCUUCCAGGUGGGAUCCCAUUCCACGCCCGGACAUAUUGUUGGGUGUGGCCCAGAGCCUUUGGGAAGCAGCACGGCCCUCGCCUGUGCCAGCCCCUCCUCCUGUCCCAGGGAGCUUGUCUCUGCUGGGCUCGAGCUCGAGGCAGGGGCUGAGGGGAGGGGCCUGUGGUGCUUUGUGAAGACUGUGGCUGACAGCUGCCCUGAGCUGCUGCCUCUGUGUCCGGGCCUGGGCGGGAUUCCAGGGAAGUUGUCGGACCACCUUCGGGCUGCUGAUCCACUUUGGACCACGCCCUCCUUGCCUCUGCCAAUCGGAAGCCCUUCCAGGGAGCAGAGUGCCAAAGCCAAGAGAGGCCCUGGCUCCCCGUCUGGGGACAGAGUGGUGCUUGUGGGCAAAGCGGUCUCCUUUCAGAGGGAACCAGAGUGUCGUGCUUGCACUCCCCGUGAGUGGUGUCAGGGCUGAAGUUUGUCUCGGGAUCCCUCACUCCUUGCCACGCUGGAGCCUUUAAUAUGGGGUACUGGCUGUCGUGAAUUUCAGUGAUGGUGGUCUCUGGGGUGUGACUUAAUAAAUCAAUGAAGCAAAGGUAAUUUCAUUAAACUGUGCCGUAGGUAUGCACUACUAACAAACCCUGGUUCACCUGACUCCCGUAGACUUGGGAUGGGCAGCUGUUCCCUGGCCGUCCGGUUUACGUGAGCCCUUGUCACCAGUGAAGUCAGCCGCCUCGUUCUGUGCUGCCCCGAGACCCCCCAGGCCUCUAAUAAAGAGCUCUUAAUCCGCCCCUGCGGCUGACGUGUUAAUAAUGGUCCACACUGGUAUGUCCCCCCUUGUUGGCAGGACGGAAGCGUUGUGUGUGAGGCCUCCAGUUUCCAUAAGUUUUUGUUCUCCCUGCAGCCUCGGUGGUGACUCCGGCCAGAAGCCAGAGAGGGUCGGGAAGGCCAGCUGCUGGCAGACGUUUAGCGGAGGGGGGAUGCCCGGUGUUGUGCCCGACGGGCUCCAGAGCUAUGCCUGGUCUUCUGUUUGCCUUUUUUUGAAAAGCAAUUUUUCUACCUUACUUUUGUCCGUACUUAAAUGGUCAGCAGCUACUGAGUGGUGCUUCUUCUGAACAGGCCUGGAUUGAAGCAAAAAUAGCAAAUGGGACUGGCUUCCCCCAGGAAGUGACCUGCUCCAGAGCCCACCGGGCCCCUGUUGUCUAAGCCCUGUUGGCAGUAGGUCUUCUCACGUGUUGUCCUGUAAAGAUUUAACUGAAUAUCUUCAACAGAAACUGUCUGAGGCAGGUAAGAGUGAGUGGGAGUAAUGAAUGGAAACUUGAGAGUUGUUUUUUUUUUAACGUUUCAUUCUGUUUGCUUAAUUCAUGGUUUAGUAUUUGAGUACAGUUUGUACCAUUUCAAAUCUGUACUCCGGACAAAAAGAGAGUAACUUGAAAUACCGUGUUUAAAGAAAUUCUCGUGUUCUAUCAUUAAAUUUGCCUAAUAGUUGACGAUAUGAUUUAAGUACUUUAUGUGCUAAGAACCAACUGUCAGGAAUGUUUGAGUUAUGUAUGGUGAUAUUUCAAGGUGAUGGUUUUAUUGCAACGAGCAUUGUUUUUUUUGUCAGCAAGAUUCCUGAUGUACAAUAACUACUGAUAUAAAUGCAUAUUCUGUAUACACUGCAGUUGCGAAACGUGGCCCACUAGAAUUACUCUCCCUCCACCAGGCUGUGUAUGUGAUGUGACUGAUUUGGCAGGAUGCCAUUCUAUUUUUUAAAAUAAACUUCUGGAUAUCAA
Molecule: messenger RNA, 6108 nt
Organism: Orcinus orca (killer whale)
Lineage: Eukaryota; Metazoa; Chordata; Mammalia; Artiodactyla; Delphinidae
Gene: SLC25A15
Product: solute carrier family 25 member 15
Exons: 5
Coding region: 2905-3672 (255 amino acids)
Biological process (GO): mitochondrial L-ornithine transmembrane transport
Molecular function (GO): L-ornithine transmembrane transporter activity
Source: RefSeq, a predicted model, not a curated record